Molecule: messenger RNA, 3184 nt
Organism: Porites lobata
Lineage: Eukaryota; Metazoa; Cnidaria; Anthozoa; Scleractinia; Poritidae
Source: the annotation of a GenBank genome assembly
AUGUUGGUAGUUCGAUGGUUUGGCAGCAUGUUUUUGGUUCUCUGCUACCUGUUCCUAGUUUUCAGCAGCUGUGCAGCAGUACCUAGAAAAACAGGAUCGGCGUUGGACGAUGUUUUCGACGAAGAUUUUGGAAAUGAUAUUGGAAAGGGUGCUUUGACCCAAGGCACUGAAAAUUUGGCCAAGAACAAUGGUGAUUAUGAUGAAGGGGACAUAGAUCGGGACAUGGAAGAAGGAAAUAAACAUGGAAGAAACAAGAAAGAUCACGAUGCAGACAUUAGAGAGAAUGGAGAGGAAGAGAAUGAAAAUGUCAUUGAAAAUAAUAAUGGAGAUGAAAACUAUCUGGAUGAACUAGACGAAAACAACGAAGGAAAUAAAAUUGAAGGUCAGCAUGAAGAUCGCAGGCAGCCUGGCCGAGCUGUUAGAGUGCUGGACUUUUAAUUCGGUGGUCUCCAGUUUAAGUUCUGCACUAAAUCCAAGUCCAGCGCGCGCUCAAAUCCUCGGCCAUUCUUGUAACAUAGGCAACUGGUUUUCCUCCUACCAUUUGGGAUUUUUAACCAUGACAUGUUCCAUUUAUAUUGUUUGUUUCAUUAUCCCCCAAAAGCCGCACAAGGGGAGAGGAUAAUUAAAAUAUUAUUAUCAGUAUCAUUAUCAUUGUCAUUAUCAUUAUUAUUAGAUCAACUGAACACAGAGGAUAACGACUGCGAGGAUGAGGAAAGAGAGAAUGAAAAUGAAGAUGAUGAAACAGCAGUGAAGGAAGAAAAUGAGCUAGAAGCUGUUUCAAGACAUGCAAAAAAUGAUAACGAAGGUAAGAACUUCAGAUCUGAUAAAAAAAAAAAUUAAAAAUUAAAAAACACUCACACACACUUUGGCCUAUUGAAAUGCCUCCUCUGAUUUCAAGAGACCGAUAUCAAUAUCGAAUGAAACACUAAGGCAAAAGGCCAAAGAACGAAAAUUUUCAUGAGCCGAAAGAAAAUUUGUGAGUUAAGUUCGUCUGAAUGAGUUUGGAUCGUACUACAAGUUCUAUCCGUCUGUUUCAGACGGACAGAUACGUCUGAAGAUCGUCUCCGGGACAAUGAGCGAUCUCGUUCCCAUGCAAAGAACUAAACUAACAAAUUAAAAAUUUGUAUUGUAUUGGUAUAUUUAGCCUCGUGCGGGAAAAUUUUAUGAAAAUUUUUUUUUGGUCUGAUUUAGUUGAUCGGUUCGACGUCUGACCCAACAGAAGGUCCUACCUUAAUUCAGGUCGACCAAAAUUAGAGCCUGUUUCGUCUCAUGAAAAGUUCGACGUUUGACCUACAAGAGGCCUAAGCAUAGUGUUCUCAAAUGAAAAAGCAUGAUUUGAAGAAAUUCUUAUCUGAAGGUCGCAAAACUUUGAGGUUCUUAAGAUCGGAUAUCUAAAACACUUUCAUAGUAGCAAUUUUCUUUACUUUCUUUUCGUGAAAUAUCAAAUAAUUUGAGGAGGUGUUUCUACUUAUACAUGGAAAAAAUGAAACGUCGUCUGCUCGUGGUAGUGGUACUGUGGUAUUAGUUUUUUCACACAUUGGUUACUCAAAUAACGCAUUGGGCAUGAUUGUUUUGUUAUUGCCUUUUCACAAAUUAGACUUUGAAAUCGAAGUGAAUAGAGAUAGAUUGAAAAACGAGAUGCCAAUCGGCAAAACACCGAGUUCAGGCCAGCCAUUUUGAUUCUUUCAUGGGGAUUGCGAAUUAUCCUCUUUCUAGGGAGUCAAUAUUUCUCCAAUACAAAUAUCAAAUGCAAGAUUCAAAGACUUAUUGGUGCGAGCCUUGACGAGCCUUGGUGGGAUACAAGUGAUUGCACAGUUUAUAAAUCCAUAUAUUAAAUUUAAUUCAUGCUACACCUCUCCGUACUACAAUUGUCAGUGGUUCAUAUCUUAUAUGUUUUCAAGCAUGUUAUGUCGCUUGAUAUAUCAACGCUUCAAUAAGAUAUAAACUGUUGCAUCUCAAUGACCUUUGGUCACGAACAUUGAUUGAAAAGCCGGCUGAUGAAUAACUGAUAAGAGUUCGUGCUGUCACGGCUGUAUAUUUCACGUUGUGCGUUUUCACGAGAAUACAGCCGUCUCUCCACAGUCACUCAUCACCUUUCGGUAAGCUACUUGUCAGGGAACUAAAAAGCAAUUGUGAGUAGCAUAGUUGAAUUCAAUAACAGUCUUGUUUACUGUGUUGUUGAAUUUAAUUUCCACGUUCAUGAUCUACUUUGAUUCCUUCUGUUGAUGCUGGAACUAUUAAAUAGGGCUUUCUUAUUCACGCUCACAAUUAUGAAAGCGGUUCUCAACAUGAAUCACACCUUUAAGGUAAAAGCUCAUGUUCGCCCGCACCUCCAAACCGAUGGUUACUGCCAGUUCUUAUGUUUUCCUCACUAGGAAUGAAUCAGCAUGAAGCUGAAGACUAUCAGCGUAGGCGACGAAGAUGCCGAAGACGUGGGCGAUUCAGGAUAAGCGUCAAAGUCAUGAGGCUUGGUCAAGGAUAUCAAGGACGUCGCAUCAUAUGCAUAGCAUUAUGGGGCCGUAGACGCCGUAGGAACCGCUGGAGACGCCGACCCAUCAAAAUACUAUGUACACGAAUUAGGCGACGCCGAAAACCUACUCCGGCCCCCACUCAGGCACCCACUCAAGGACCUACCCAUGGAACUCCUCCGGAACCUACUCAGGGACCUAGUCAGGUACCCACUCAGGGACCUACGCAGGGACCAACUUCUGAAGUUACUGAGUGUUGUCCUCCGGUACCUACUCAGAGCCCCACUCAGGGACCUCCAGCACCUACUCAAGGACCUACUCAAGGACCUCCUCCGGCACCUACACAGGGACCCAGUCAGGGACCUCCAGCAACUACUCAAAAAACUACUAAGGGCACUCCUCCGGUACAUACUCAGGCACCAACUCCCAAAAAUACUCAGGGACCUCGUCCAAAACCUACUCAGGGACCUACUCAGCGACCUACUCUGACACCAACCCAGCUUCCUACUCAAGGACCACCAGGGCCUUCUCAGGGACCCGCCACUGGACCUACUGCUGGACCCACUCCAGGACCUUCUCAGGGACCUACCGACGGGUCCACUGAUGGGCUUACUGAGGGACCUUCCCAGGGACCCACUGCGGGAUCUUCGGCACCUAGUCCUGGAGGGACAGAGCCCACCCCUGGCGGAACAGAACCCACUCCAGCAGGACGAUAG